AUGCACAUUAUAACAUAUGUUCAAGCGAUAAGGCCAGAGAAUGGGGCCCUAAAGAACCGAAACACUUCGGAUUAUGCCUUAAGUAUCGAUGAACUUUAUCCUCGAGAGCCCUAUUCAGUAAUAGCUGAAAAUGCACUUAUAAAAGGAGAAGAGUUCAGAGAAAAGUUAGGUGCUACCAAUGUAGUUGGUUUUAGUUGGUUAUUAAAGCCUGAAGCCAGUACAACUAUUGCUACAUUGGCACCAUCCAUAGAAGACAUUCUCUUUUCAGAAGAAUAUUAUAAUGUCUUGGACAAAAAUAAAUUUUUACUAGAAAAAUGUCGGCUAACUGAAGAAAGCAUUAAAGAAAUUGCUCAGAAUACAGUUUGGCAGUAUAAAAACGAAGCCUGGUUAAUUUUAAGAAAAAUGCGACUGACUGCCAGUCACGAGUUUUGGCAGUUCAAUGGGGGAAAGACCAUGAAAAAACAGCCCUGGCAAAAUUUAAAGGUCAUCCAAAUGGAAGUUGUUCCAACAGGUUUGUUAAUAAUAUAA
Psylliodes chrysocephalus is the source of this 528-nucleotide messenger RNA. The record is from the annotation of a GenBank genome assembly. Lineage: Eukaryota; Metazoa; Arthropoda; Insecta; Coleoptera; Chrysomelidae.